This is a messenger RNA of Papaver somniferum (opium poppy), 1453 nucleotides long. Its product is annotated as calmodulin-binding transcription activator 6-like. Gene Ontology annotation, molecular function: double-stranded DNA binding; transcription coregulator activity. Lineage: Eukaryota; Viridiplantae; Streptophyta; Magnoliopsida; Ranunculales; Papaveraceae. The transcript has 7 exons. Gene Ontology annotation, biological process: regulation of transcription by RNA polymerase II. The record is from RefSeq and is a predicted model, not a curated record. The coding region runs from base 163 to 1002 and encodes 279 amino acids. Gene Ontology annotation, cellular component: nucleus.
AGCUGUAUGAGGCAAGUUUCCCUCUUUUCGAGAGAAAAACGAAACACUCUUUCCCCCUCGUUUGCAUAUGUGGUUGUGUCCUCUUUUAUGAAAUUGAAGAUCAUCUGUUGAAAUCAAAGCGGAAGAAAAAAUUGGUUCACAUCUUUUUUUUGUUGGUGAUUGAUGGAGAAUAGGGAUUAUGAAGGGAUGAAAACUGAUGGAACUUUUAAUGUAGUAGUUUUUGAGAAAGGAAUAGAGUCUCUGAUACCUGUAUAUGAAUAUGCGAACCAUAAUGAACAGAACACUGUUUUUGGAAUAGUGGAAGCAUAUUGUGGUAAUCUUCAUCGUGGAACAAAAGAUCCAGUGAUUACUGUAACUGGGAAUUUCCGAAAAUCAUAUUCACACCUUGGUACAGAUCCAGUUUCCGGGAAAAAGUAUCCUAUUUAUUUCGUAGUAGGCGAUAUAAUUGUACCCGCAGAACCCGUGAAUGAAUAUCAAUAUCAAGCUUUGUUACUCCCAAAUCUCCCCGGAGGAGUUGAUUUUUUUGUGAGUGUUAAUCGUAUGGCACCUGUUAGCCAAAUCAUGAAGCUGAAGUUCCCGUCUAAAUCUAGUAGGUCGGGAAUUCAACUUAAACUUGAACGAAAACUAGCUAGUGUGCUCGUAACCAAUGAGAACGACUGUCAAGCGUUGAUCAAAAAACUGAAGAAAUGUGACAAUAUUGAUACUCAUUCUGAAAUAAUCCUAAGGGAAUAUCUGAAGGAGUGGAUUUUUGAAGGCUGUAGAAGAGGUAAUGCCACCAAUAAGAAAACUCAUGCAGUUAUCCAUCUUUGUGCUAGUUUGGGAUAUGCAUGGGCAAUUGCAAUCUUCAAGCGAUUUGCUUUUUCAUUGGAUACGAAGGAUGAAACUGGCUGGACACCUUUGCAUUGGGCUGCAUAUUAUGGUCGAAAAGGAGCUGCUAUUGUCACUUCUAAUUGGAGGGGCAAAUCCAAGUUUAGUAACUCCACCAACUCCUACUUAUCUUAAUGGACAGUCAGCUGUUGAUAUAGCAUUCACACGAGGCCAUGGCGACUUAGCUGUUUAUAUUGCAGAAACGAUAAAAAACCCAGGGAAGAUUGUGACCCUUGCCGCUCACCAUGCAAAGAGAGAAACGGCAAAAAUUCCGGAGAAUAUUGUGCCCCUAUCUCCUCAACGUGCAAAGAGAGUUAGAGGUGAGGGUUCUCUAUCAUCUUCUGAAAGAUAUUGAAGGCAGAAAAUAGCUAAAGGCGGAGUACAAACAAUACCACAAUAUCAGACGUUUUCUUUCUCUGCUUGUAGUUCAGUAGGCUGUAGGUUUCAGCUCAAUUUUUUAUGACAAGUUCAAUGUUUGUUGAUCUGACAAGUUCAAUGUUGACUUGGAUAGCUUUUGAUAUUUUAGCUCAAUUUUGUCUGACACCUUCUGGGUCCUCAUGAAGACGUACAAUUGUUGACUUGAGAC